AUGGCUUCUGUGAAGGCAGGAUUUCCAAUUUUCAAGCCCGAUGGAAUCUCCCAGCUGGAACAAGAUCUACAGGUCUUUGAUCUGCAAACUAAGAAUAGAGAAGUCUUAAGAGAUGACUGCUCAGCACAGGGUACAGAUUACAUUUGCAUUUUCUAUUUAUAUAUUGAAUCAGAUGGAGAGACCAGAGAAGAGAGCAAGCUGUUGAUUCCUAAGCAGAAAAUUCCAGAAGAAGUACAUUCAUACAAAGUGAGAGUAGGAAGACUCAAAAAGGAUAUUGUCCAAGUUCCUGAGACUAGAGAAGUGUAUAAGCCUGAGGACAGAUUAGAAAGGCUUCAGGAAAUCCUAAGGAAAUUUCUCUUUCUGGAGAGAGAGUUUAGGCAAAUAACAAUCAGUAAGAAAACCUUCACCAGUGAGAAGAACAGUGAAUGUAAUGAACCUGAAAAAAGCUUCAGUCUGGACUCUACUCUUGAUACAGAUCAGAGAGUUCUUAGAAUACAGAAUGUUGAUGACAUUGAUAAGUAUGACAUGAGCCCCAUCCAGGAUUCAGCUGGUAAACAUGAACAAGUAAAUCUAACGCAAGAUUUUCAGAGUAAUGAAUAUAAGGAAAGUUUAAUGGAACUCUCCCACCUUAAUAAAUGUGAGAGCAUUUCUACCACUGAGAAAUCCUAUAAAUGUGAUGCAUGUGAGAAAACCUUCCAUCAGAGCUCAGCCCUUUCUAGACAUCAGAGAAUUCAUACGAGAGAGAAACCCUACAAGUGUAAGGAAUGUGAAAAAUCUUUCAGUCAGAGUUCAAGUCUCAGUCGACAUAAAAGAAUACACACUAGAGAAAAACCCUAUAAAUGUGAAGCAUCUGAUAAAUCCUGCGAGGUGUCUGACAAAUCCUGUAGUCAGAGCUCAGACAUAAUCCAGCAUAAGAGGAUUCACACUAGAGCAAAAUCUUAUAAAUGUAGCAAUUGUGAAAGAGUCUUCAGUCGUAGUGUACACCUUACUCAACAUCAGAGAGUUCACAGAGAGAUGCCUUGUAAGUGUACUGUGUGUGGCAGUGACUUCUGUCAUACCUCACACCUAGCCGAACAUCAGAAGGUCCAUUGUGAAGAGAAAUCCUAUGAAUACAAUGAAUGUGGUUUGACCUUUAUGAAACAUCAAGGAAUGCGUCUCAGAGAAAAGCCCUAUAUAUGUAAUGAAUGUGGAAAAGACUUCAGAUUGAAUUCCCAUCUUAUUCAGCAUCAGAGAAUUCACACAGAGAAACCACAUGAAUGUAAUGAAUGUGGAAAAGCUUUCAGUCAAACCUCAUGCCUUAUUCAGCAUCACAAAAUUCAUAGGAAAGAGAAAUCCUAUGAGUGUAAUGAUUAUGAGGAUAAUUUCAACCAUAGCUCAGAUCUUGUCCUGCAACAGGAAGUCCUCACCAGAGAAAAAGCCUUUGAUUGUGAUGCAUGGGAAAAGAACCUCAGUCAGAGAGCACACCUUGUCCACCAUCAAGGAAUUCAUACCAAAGAGAAACCUUAUGAAUGUAAUGAACGUGGGGAGACAUUUAGUCCAGUUCAGGCCUCAUUCAGCAUCUGAGAGUUCAUAGCAGGGAGAAAUCACUUGCGUCCUGAGUGUGGUAGAGCCUUCAGUCCUAGCUCAACCUUUAUUAGUCAUCGGGGAAUUCACACCAGAGAGAAACAUUCUGAAUGUGAAGAAUGUUGGGAAGCUAUUAGUCUGUGUUAAACUCUUGCCACCUGCAAACCCAUACCAAUGAGAAAACCUUCAAAUACAUUGAAUGUGGUAGAUGCUUCAUGCUAUUUUCAUACCGUCACCACUGGAGAAUUCAUACUGGAAUAAAAUUCCAUUGCUGUAAUGAAUGUGAAAAAGCCUUCAGUCAAAGAAAUUACCUUGUUGAGCAUCAAAUUCAUUUCAUGCAGAAUACCUAUGAAUGUAAUAAAUGCGUAUGUGUGGGAGGAUUCAGCCAUAUUCCAACCCUCACAGCAAAGAAUCCAUACCCAAGAGAAGUCAUCUGGGUAUAGUGAAUGCGACAAGUCUUUCAGUAGGAGUUCAAGUCUUUUCAUCAUCAAAAUAUCCACACCAGACCAGAAUUUGAUAUAAUGCAAGUGGAAACAUUUAGCACCAUAUUUCAGGCUGUAUUCAACAUCAGAAUAUCAAAGGGAAAAUUGUUAUUUGCGUAUGAAAUUGUUAAUAUAUAGUCCCAACCUUUUUCAUUGGAGAAGAAUCUAGUCAGAGGAGUGACUUGGUGAAUGCAGUUCUGUUUUCUCAUGGCAUUCUUUGAUUUAAUAGGUGUUAUAAGUAGGUAUGUAUACUUUAUUUAUGAAACUCAUUUAAGCUAUUUUUGUUUUAAUGUGGCCUAUAAACAUUUUUAUUUUUCCUGAAAUUGGUUCUUAUUGUUCACAGCUUCCCUAAGAUACAUUAAUACACCAGUGUUAAAACAUAUCAACUUAUGGAAAGUUUUUCAUUUAGCUUUUUGUGCUGUUCUCAGCCAAAGUUCUCUCCAAAACAGACUUGUGGGCCUGCUUUUUUCUGAGGACCCUAUUCCUUUCCAGCCAUAACAUUUGGAUUCCUGUUGAUUUCUCCAUUCUCUUAAGCACCUUCAAUGAUGGUUUCCUAGUUUUAAGCUUUACACUAGCAGCUAUGUCAUCCCUACUUUUGUUUUUUUCUUUCUUUUCUUUUUUUUUUUUUUUUUGGUGUCUUCUGUCCUAAUGCAAAGUAUCUUUCUUUAAAAGAAAUGGAUUGACACACCUGUCCAUCCACGAGUGUGAAGGAUUCUGUUUCCCCUGCAUUUGUGGCAGGAAGCUGAACAUUUUCAAGUGACGCCCAGGUUCUUAGCUGUGUUAGCAUUCACAGCCUUCUAAAAGAGAUGAAAAAGACAUUAGAAAGCCAACAAGACUGGUGGUAGCCUAGCUGUAUUCAGUGCCUAUUUUGCAUAUCUAAGUUCAGAAUUAUUUUAUAUAUGUCCAUUGAAGGCCAGCAGAAUGCUCAAGUCUGCUUUCGAUAAGGCAAAACAUAAAGAAUGUAUAUUAAGAAAUCAGAGAUCUUCAUAAGGGAAUGCUGCGUUCCAUCAAAGGUAUUGCUGUUCUUGUGUAAUAUCUCUAGAGGGAGUAUUUUAAGAAUGUCAGAUAUGCCUGUAAAAUUUAACUGUUACAGUUUUUCAUUAUCUGUUUGCAGUUGUUUACACAUCAUCAUAUUUUUUGUAUUCUACUAGAGUCUACAGGCCAUAUAAAAGAACAUUUUUGGGGGGGGGGCGGGGAGCGGUUGAUGAAACUGAUCACAGAUGUUGCCUCCAGAGUUCAGGGUCACUGUUGUAACACCUAGCAAGAGUUCAUGGUUCUUUAGAUGAUGUCAAAGCAUUUUAUUGUAUUUUCUCAUCUUAAGUAUCAUAACAUUUUGUGAAUAAGACAAGUGUUAUUUAAAAUUCUAGUUGUUCCAGCGAUUAAGGCUUUCAUAGUUCAUAUGUUAAAAUGUUCACUAGGGAUCCUCAACAAAUAUAUAAAAAUUCAUUGCUUACUCUGUAAGCCUCUUAUGGCUAAUAACCUCUAGGGUAGUUCUACCACUGUAUUUUACCUCUUAGCCAUCAGCAAACAUAGGUUCUCAUCAGGGCAGGGUAGGGACCUAAAUGAAUUGAUCUAAAUGUAAAAGCAUAUGAAAAAUGCAUGUUUUUGUUUUCCUGUCUAUGAACAUGUAUACCUUAUGGUUAGAGACCACCGAUAGUCACCUCUGGUGAUUACGAAACAGAGGAUUAAGUAAUCUCUUAAUAGCAGAAAAUGUAAAAAUCACAUGUAUGCAUUUGGUUUAGGAAUGUGCUUUUGUACUUCCACUUGAAUAAAGGUGUGUUUGAUACUCUGAGAAUCUGUUUCAAAUAAAAU
Hippopotamus amphibius kiboko is the source of this 3857-nucleotide messenger RNA. Its product is annotated as zinc finger protein 655-like. Bases 1 to 1563 code for a protein of 520 amino acids. The record is from RefSeq and is a predicted model, not a curated record. The transcript has 3 exons. Lineage: Eukaryota; Metazoa; Chordata; Mammalia; Artiodactyla; Hippopotamidae.